AUGUGGUUCGAUGGCACGUCCAACGCCCUAGGCCAUGGAAUUGGGGCAGUUUUGGCCACUCCCGACAAUCAAUGCAUACCCUUCAUGGCAAGGUUAGGUUUCGAUUGCACGAAUAACAUGGCUGAAUACGAGGCAUGCGCCUUUGGGAUCCAAGAAGCAAUUGACUUCAACGUCAAAUUGCUCAAAGCCUACAUCAAGAAACUGACAAAGUUCUUCAAUGAUAUCUCCUUCCACCAUAUUCCCAGAGAGGAGAAUCAGAUGGCCAAUGCACUUGCUACUCUAGCAUCCAUGUUUCAACUAACCCCGCAUGGAGACUUGCCGUACAUCGAGUUCAGAUGUCGCGACAAGCCUGCACAUUGCUGCUUGACAGAAGAGAAGCAAGAUGGUAAACCGUGGUACUUUGAUAUUAAGCGAUACGUCGAGGACAAGGAGUACCCACGGGAGGCUUCCGACAAUGACAAGAGGACGUUGCGAAGGUUAGCAACUGACUUAUUUUUAAGCAGAGGUAUCUUGUACAAGCGAAAUCAUGAUAUGGUCUUGCUCCGAUGUGUGGACACCAAAGAGGCCGAACAAAUGCUCGUGGAGGUGCAUGAGGGGUCCUUUGGGAUGCAUGCCAAUGGACAUGCCAUGGCCCGAAAGAUUCAGAGGGCAGGGUAUUACUGGCUCACCAUGGAAAAUGACUGUUGUAUCCAUGUGAGAAAAUGCCACAGGUGCCAGGCAUUCGCGGAUAAUGUCAAUGCUUCGCUCAUGCCUUUGAACGUGUUGGCAAUGCCAUGA
This is a messenger RNA of Glycine soja, 777 nucleotides long. RefSeq lists its product as uncharacterized. Lineage: Eukaryota; Viridiplantae; Streptophyta; Magnoliopsida; Fabales; Fabaceae. The transcript has 2 exons. Gene Ontology annotation, molecular function: RNA-DNA hybrid ribonuclease activity; nucleic acid binding. The record is from RefSeq and is a predicted model, not a curated record. Bases 1 to 777 code for a protein of 258 amino acids.